GCGCUGAUGUUCAAUAACGAGCUUAUGGCUGACGUUCACUUCGUCGUGGGCCCGCCGGGGGCAUCCAAGAAAGUUCCUGCCCAUAAGUAUGUUUUGGCAGUCGGUAGCUCCGUGUUCUAUGCUAUGUUUUAUGGCGAUCUCGCAGAGGUCAAAUCUGAAAUCCAUAUACCAGAUGUGGAACCUGCAGCCUUUCUAAUCCUAUUAAAAUACAUGUAUAGUGAUGAAAUAGACCUGGAAGCUGACACGGUUCUGGCUACGCUGUACGCUGCCAAGAAGUACAUCGUGCCGGCCCUAGCAAAGGCUUGCGUCAAUUUUUUGGAGACCAGUUUAGAAGCGAAGAACGCCUGUGUCCUGCUGUCUCAGAGCAGGCUCUUCGAGGAGCCAGAGCUGACGCAGCGCUGCUGGGAAGUGAUUGAUGCUCAAGCAGAAAUGGCACUGAAGUCAGAGGGUUUCUGUGAGAUAGAUCAACAAACACUAGAGAUCAUUGUAACCCGGGAGGCGCUCAACACCAAGGAAGUGGUCGUUUUUGAGGCUGUUCUCAACUGGGCAGAGGCUGAAUGCAAAAGGCAAGGGCUGCCGGUGACGCCACGCAACAAGAGGAAUGUAUUGGGAAAAGCUUUGUACUUGGUGCGGAUUCCGACCAUGACUUUGGAAGAGUUUGCCAACGGAGCUGCCCAGUCCGACAUCCUCACCCUCGAGGAAACUCACAACAUCUUCCUAUGGUACACGGCCGCCAAUAAACCCAAACUAGAGUUUCCGCUGACAAAAAGAAAAGGACUCGUCCCUCAGCGAUGCCACCGGUUUCAGUCGUCUGCUUACCGCAGCAAUCAGUGGCGGUACCGAGGGCGGUGUGACAGUAUUCAGUUUGCUGUAGACAAACGGAUAUUUAUAGCAGGACUGGGAUUGUAUGGGUCGAGCUGCGGCAAAGCUGAAUACAGCGUCAAAAUCGAACUGAAACGCUUAGGAGUUGUUCUUGCUCAAAACCUGACAAAGUUUACCUCCGACGGCUCCAGUAACACUUUCUCUGUGUGGUUUGAACACCCUGUGCAGGUUGAGCAAGACACAUUUUACAACGUAAGUGCUAUUCUGGAUGGUAACGAACUCAGUUACUUUGGGCAGGAGGGAAUGACUGAGGUGCAGUGCGGGAAAGUGACAUUCCAGUUCCAGUGCUCCUCGGACAGUACUAACGGAACCGGAGUACAAGGAGGACAGAUACCUGAGCUCAUUUUCUAUGCAUGAUGCGUUUCACCUUGAUUGUAUUCCAGUACUGCCGUGAUGCACAUUAAGGGAUUUUUCAGUUUGACUACAAACUCCGCAGCAGUGUGGAAUGUUACGCUACUUACCUAUCUGCUACAUCAGGCUAUACAAAUAAGUGAAGGAAUGCUCUUGAAUUUAAUCUUAUUUUAUUUAUUCAUAAGCUAUUUGACUUAAUUAUUAAGACUGCAACAAGCAGAAAAAUGUUAAAUUUUGCACGUACUGUGCAUUUAUUUUGUAUAUAGAUAACUAACUUGCAGACUGCAGCUGACUUAAACAGAAUGUUCUAAACUAGAGCAGUUUAUGAAUCUGUGAAAUAUAAAAUGUUUCUACUUGGCCUAAA
This is a messenger RNA of Mesitornis unicolor (brown roatelo), 1597 nucleotides long. It is a transcript of the gene BTBD6, whose product is annotated as BTB (POZ) domain containing 6. Gene Ontology annotation, cellular component: cytosol. Bases 7 to 1239 code for a protein of 410 amino acids. The transcript has 3 exons. NCBI's taxonomy places the organism in Eukaryota, Metazoa, Chordata, Aves, Mesitornithiformes, Mesitornithidae. Gene Ontology annotation, biological process: neurogenesis. The record is from RefSeq and is a predicted model, not a curated record. Gene Ontology annotation, molecular function: protein binding.